ACCAAAUUCUUUCCCAACACGCCACGGCUUUGUUUUGGUUCCAGCACGGAUCCAUUUUUCCAUUACGAGGUGGGAGUCAUAUUGGAUCAGCGGGACGGAUGGGACGCAGUUAUUGGUUCUCGUGUAAUUCACGGACGUUUUGAGGCGAUCUGUCGUGUUUUUAUUUCGCUGCAUGUAUUUCUGUGCGGGUUUAAUACUCAGAUAUGAAAUAUGGUGAGCCAACUUGAACGCUCUGCAGAUGUGGACGCUUUGGUCAAAAGACUGGAGAAGGAGUCUCUGACUAAGUUUGUCACUUUUUCUGUGGACCGACAUUACAGUGACAAAGAUUGGCAGCCUUUACCUGUGAACCGGGUCCACUGGCAGUGGGCCGGCGGUUCUGGGAUGCCUUCGAUUGAAUUCACCGGAAUCCCUUUCAUGUUUGUGGGCUCCAAAAGGCUCGUCUGCCAUCAAGGCAAAGAUCUUGCUGUGGCCCAGAAGAGGAAGUAUUUUGAAGAAAAAGCUAGAAAGAUGCUAGAAGAUCACAGCUUUGGCUGCCAGAAAACCCGUCGGCCAUCUACAAAAAAGGUGGGAUGUCCUGCAGCCAUAUCAAUCAGCAAGAUUGCAACAUUCCCUAAGUUCAAGGUGGUGGACAGUGCAGAAAGGAGUAAGAAGGCAGCUUCAAAAAUGCUGAGAUUGGCCCUGGAGAGAGACCCGGUCAUUUGGGAAACACGCUAUGCUGUCCUACAUUCGAACGAGCAUGCGGGACAUGCAAAUGGGAGACAUGAAGGAGAUGCGACCUCACGAUCUGGCAUGAUCUCAUGCAAACGAGCAAGGAAGUCAGAUCUGAGAAGGAAAUGCGUCAAACUCACCAAACAACUCCUGGACAGCUUGAACUCUAUUGAGGACUAUCAUACCCUUGAGGAGGUUUCACAAGUUUUAAGCACCCUGCUGAAAGACUUGGUUCGACUGAACAGCAAGAUGGAGGGAAAGUCUCUUCAUCCUGAAGCCAAGAACUCUAGAGCUUUAUCUGAAGUUCCAGCCCUGCUCUCACAGAGGGACCCCGAGGAACCUGAAUCUGCGCACAGUGAUUGUUUAGGAGCUCGGGCAGCCAGUGACCAGGAACUCACCGGUUAAACGUCCCAAUUUAACAUUUCCAGACUUUUAAAGCUUUUUGUUUUGCUUUUGUUUAGAUUGUUUGGUGUUCCUGUUACCGGGAGUUAAUGACUCCAUUGCCUGUCUGUAGGAUGUCCUCAUAUGUGCACAUUUUGUGAGGCUGGUUUACGUUUUUGUCUUACCACAGGUGUGUUUACAGGGUAAGAUUUUGCAACUUUGUUACUUAGAAAUUUGAUUUUUUUUUUUUUUUUAAUAACAAAGAUAUUAGUUAAAAUUAGUCUAAAUUAGUCCUUUUACAUUUCUGAAAAAAAUCUUGGAUUUUUUUUAUUGCCAUAUAGUUAAAGGAAAAGCACUGUGCAUUUUGAUUAGUAAUAUUAGUAAUUACUGACUAAACUGGUCUCUAGACAGUUAGCACUAUUAUUUUUUGCCAAAGGAUAAACUCUGAAGUCUAUAAAAUGCCACUGGACUCUUUAAAAUGCUAGGAAAUUUUGAAAUAAAAUUAUCAUUUUA
Molecule: messenger RNA, 1602 nt
Organism: Poecilia reticulata (guppy)
Lineage: Eukaryota; Metazoa; Chordata; Actinopteri; Cyprinodontiformes; Poeciliidae
Molecular function (GO): DNA-binding transcription factor activity
Source: RefSeq, a predicted model, not a curated record